AUGUUGCCAGGUGGUGUUAUUCUAGUUUUCAUUUUGGUCGGUCUAGCCGCAUGCGCUAUUGUCGCUGUUAUCAUCUACAGAAAGUGGCAAGAAAGACAAAGAUCUUUGCAAAGAUUCUAA
This is a messenger RNA of Nakaseomyces glabratus, 120 nucleotides long. RefSeq names its product proteolipid ATPase (gene PMP1). NCBI's taxonomy places the organism in Eukaryota, Fungi, Ascomycota, Saccharomycetes, Saccharomycetales, Saccharomycetaceae. Gene Ontology annotation, molecular function: enzyme regulator activity. The record is from RefSeq and is a predicted model, not a curated record. Gene Ontology annotation, biological process: regulation of catalytic activity.